AUGACGCAAGAGCAAGCCUCAUACUCCUUUUCGACCUGUUUCCAUAAGGAACGCAUCUGGUCCCUUCAGACUUGGCACGUGUAUAGGGACGGGCUAUCAGCCGAAGGAUUGUUGACUCUCGCCGCAAAUCGUUGUAAGUUAUGUUACGGACUGGUUGUCUUCCCUGGGGCCGUGUCGGCUGGCUCAUCGGUACUCAGGUGGAGUUCAAUCCCUGGCCCGCAGUCCGCACAAUCGAUAAGUCCACCGAUAUUAACAGCUGUUUAUAACAUAAGAAACGCUUCGCUAACAGAAAAACAAAACAGCUGCCGCGCAAUUGAAAAUUGCGCAAAAACAAAAGGAAAUCCAAAACAAACUAUUGACGACGGGCCACAGCUGGACCCCGGCGUACCCACCCUGCCUGAGAUGGCUACAUCGGCGACAUCUCCCUUUGCGUUGGCCACCACAUCAGUGGCUGCUCCUCAUCCGGCGUAGCGCUGUUGAAUUCCCCUCCCCCCUCCACGAUGAGAAACUC
Messenger RNA from Drosophila sulfurigaster albostrigata, 511 nucleotides. RefSeq lists its product as uncharacterized. The transcript is spliced from 3 exons. The record is from RefSeq and is a predicted model, not a curated record. The coding region runs from base 1 to 471 and encodes 156 amino acids. Lineage: Eukaryota; Metazoa; Arthropoda; Insecta; Diptera; Drosophilidae.